GGGAUUGCCCAGCACGCUAGCAAUAGCUGCUGAUCGCUGACGCACCAUCACACCACGAGCCGCUCUGCGCGCCGAUUGGCCGGCGGGGACCUGGUCUCAUUGACAACACGGCGAGAGAAGCGCGCCGCGGUGGUUUCUCUCAGGUGGGAGGGAGCAGGAGGAAGGCGAGAAGCCGAAACCAAGAUGGCGCCGCCUGGGGCUGGGGGCGCUGCCGGGAGCCUCGGGUGACUCGAGCCGUGGCGCCGCCGCCCAGCUGCGCAAGAGUUAAGGCGCCGGGUGUCACCGCGGCCGCUCCCUCUGACGGACUGGCCGAGUCGCCGGCUGGCUGUGGCGGAGGCGGGCGCGCUUCUCCUGGGAUGGAGACCGGAGAGUUGAGCAGCAUGGAGACCAUGGAGACCCUGACGGAGCUCGGGGACGAGCUCACCCUGGGCGACAUCGACGAGAUGCUGCAGUUCGUUAGCAACCAGGUUGGGGAGUUUCCGGAUCUCUUUUCUGAACAGUUGUGUGGCACCUUCCAGAACAGCAGUGCAUGCAAUGGAAAUGGAGUGGCAGAUCUCUCAUCUCAGAGGACCUUCAGCCAGGGACAGCUUCAGUCUUUCCCACCUAGUGCAGCUUCUCCCCAGCUUCAGGCUGCGCAAGCAAAAGUGUCCCAGUCGGUUGCUGCGACGGCUGCCCCACAGCGGGCUGCCCCCCCUCUUCAGCCUCGUCCCCAGGUUCAGCCUCAGCCUCGGCUCCAACAACAGACUGUGAUGAUUACGCCAACUUUCAGCUCUGCUCCUCAGACACGGUUCAUUCAGCAGCCUGUAAUCUAUCAAAAUGCAGCCACAAGUUUCCAAGUGCUGCAGCCUCAGGUACAAAGCUUGGUGACUUCCUCCCAAGUUCAGCCAGUCACAAUCCAGCAACAGGUGCAAACAGUGCAAGCCCAGAGGGUCCUCACACAGGCUGCCAAUGGAACCAUCCAGACACUAACCCCAGCCACAGUCCAGACAGUAGCUGCCCCUCAGGUCCAGCAGGUCCCAGUCCUUGUCCAGCCACAGAUCAUCAAAACAGACUCUCUGGUUUUAACAACAUUGAAAGCUGAUGGCAGCCCUGUAAUGGCUGCUGUUCAGAAUCCCGCCAUCACAGCAUUGACUACUCCUAUUCAGACAACAGCCCUGCAGACCUUAGUUGGUAGCAAUGGGACCAUCUUGACCACAAUGCCCAUGAUGAUGGGAGGGCAAGAGAAGAUGCCAAUCAAGCAGGUGCCCGGUGGUGCCAAGCAACCAGAACCACCAAAGGAAGGAGAGAGACGAACAACCCAUAACAUUAUUGAGAAGCGAUAUCGAUCAUCCAUAAAUGACAAGAUCAUUGAACUGAAGGAUCUCGUCAUGGGGACAGAUGCCAAGAUGCACAAAUCCGGGGUACUGAGAAAGGCCAUUGACUACAUUAAAUACCUACAACAAGUCAACCACAAGCUGCGACAGGAGAACAUGGUCCUGAAACUGGCUAACCAGAAGAACAAGCUGUUGAAGGGCUUCGACCUAAGCAGUCUGGUGGAUAAUGAUGCGGACCUGAAGAUGGAUGACUUCAACCAAAAUGCUCUGCUGAUGUCCCCUCCAGCUUCAGAUUCAGGGUCACAAGCAGGAUUUUCUCCUUAUUCAAUUGACUCAGAGCCAGGAAGCCCAUUGCUGGAUGAUGCAAAGGUUAAAGACGAACCUGACUCUCCUGCUGUUGCCCUUGGAAUGGUUGACCGUUCACGAAUGCUACUUUGUGCUCUCACCUUCCUCUGCUUAUCCUUCAAUCCUCUAACAUCUCUCCUAGAAGGCCAAAGGACAGCUGACUCUGACAGUUCUGUACGUCACGGCUCUGGGAGAAGCAUAUUGACAAUAGGUUCAGGUUCUGGUGGCUGGUUUGGCUGGAUGAUGCCUACUCUGAUUCUGUGGCUUGUGAAUGGUGUAAUUGUCCUAAGUGUGUUCAUAAAAUUGCUAGUGCAUGGAGAGCCAGUGACCCGGCUACACUCCCGUUCCUCUGUGACCUUUUGGAGACAUCGGAAACAGGCAGACUUGGACUUGGCCAAGGGUGACUUUGCUGCAGCUGCAUCAAAUUUGCAGAUGUGCCUGUCUGCCCUAGGCCGGGCACUGCCUGCCUCUCGUUUAGAUUUGGCCUGUGGCUUGUCCUGGAAUGUGAUCCGCUACAGUCUCCAAAAGCUAGGAUUGGUGCGGUGGUUGUUGAAAAGGACGUCACGGCAGAGGCGAACAACGGAGGCUCCUGUGGGUUUUGAGGAUGAAGCCAAAACAAGUGCACGUGAUGCAGCUCUAGCAUAUCAUAAGCUCCAUCAGCUCCAUAUCACAGGUAAGCUUCCAUCCAGCUCCGCCUACUCAGGACUGCACAUGGCACUCUGUGCUGUUAAUCUGGCUGAAUGUGCUGAGGAGAAGAUUCCACCGAGCACAUUGGCAGAGAUCCACCUGACUGCUGCAGUUGGCCUGAAGACCCGCUGUGGUGGCAAGCUGGGUUUCUUGGCGAGUUAUUUCCUAAGUCAGGCUCAGAGCUUGUGCAGUUCUGAGCGCAGUGCCAUCCCUGACUCCCUCCGCUGGCUGUGUCAUCCAUUGGGACAAAAGUUUUUUGUAGAGAGGAGCUGGACAGUGAAAGCGGCUGCCAAGGAGAGUCUGUAUUGUGCACAGAGGAAUUCAGCGGAUCCAAUUGCCCAGGUACACCAAGCGUUCUGUGAGAACCUGCUGGAGAAAGCUGUUGAAUCCCUUGUGAAGCCGCCUGUUCCCAAUGGGCCGGCAGGCCAAGAUGAUGAGGAGCCCUGUGAAUUUGCUAAUGCUUUGGAAUACCUGAAGUUACUUGGCUCCUUCAUGGACUCUUUGGGAAGCGGUACACUGCCUUUCACAGGAAACUCUGUAUUGAGGUCUGCCCCAGGGCCUGAUGUGGUCUGCAGGUGGUGGUCAUCAGCCAUCACUAUGACAAUCAGCUGGCUGAAGGGUGAUGAUGUUGCUGUGAGAUCACAGUUCACCAAUGUGGAGCGCAUUCCUAAAUGUCUAGAGAUGACUGAGAGUGCCCUUGUGAAAGCCGUCUUUCAUGUGUGCAAAGCCAUGAACGCCUCCUUGUCGAGUAAGGCAGAUGGGCAGCAGAGCUCCUUUGGCCACUGUGAAAGGGCCAGCACUAAUCUUUGGAACAGUCUUAACAUGAGCAGUGGAGUCUCAAGCACAGGUCUCAACAAUAUGAUCCAGCUGCUGACCUGUGACCUGCUCCUGUCUCUUCGUACCACUCUGUGGCAGAAACAGAUGAACACCAGCCAGGCUGUGGGAGAAACCUAUCAUGCUUCUGCUUCUGAGCUUACUGGAUUCCAGCGUGAUCUUGGCAGCCUGCGAAAGCUGGCCCAUGGUUUUAGACCUGCUUAUCGGAAGGUGUUCCUGCAUGAAGCCACUGUGCGCUUGAUGGCAGGGGCCAGCCCCACACGCACUCAUCAACUGCUGGAGCACAGUCUCAGGCGCCGAACCCCCCAGAGCAGCAAGCAAGGUCAACUGGAUGCUCUUCCUGGUCAGAGAGAGCGAGCAACAGCAAUUCUCUUGGCCUGUCGCCACCUGCCCCUCUCCUUUCUGUCAUCCCCAGGCCAGCGAGCUGUUCUACUGGCGGAAGCGGCCCGUACUCUGGAGAAGGUUGGGGACAAACGUUCCUGCAAUGACUGUCAGCAGAUGAUUGUGAAGCUGAGUGGGGGGACAGCCAUUGCUGCCUCUUAACCCUGGUAGAAAGAGGGGCAUAUUGAAGCUUCCCAUGGAACUGGAUCCCCUCCUCUUUAUAUCCCCUUUUCUUUUUUGAACACUGUUCUAGGAGGUUUGGAAUAUGGAAAUUUCACUAUGCUAGACAUGGUAGGAUCUUGGAAUAAGCUACCUUUUUGUGGCUAGUGAAGUCCUCCAGGUACAAUGGGAUGGCUGUAUUGAAGAGUGCUUUUUCUUACUGACAUAAAGAGCCUGUAGCACUUUAGAAUAGAGAAGCACCCCUUUCCCAUUUCAGGAGGGGUUGGGUUCAGGAUGCUGCCUUUUCUUUCCUUUUCCAAAACAGUUUGUGACCUGGACAUGUAUGGAAGUAUGUGCUGUGGAGGCUGUAAAGAUGUGUCCUAAAUCUUUUCCCAGCAUUUGGAGAAUAUGAAGGUUAAAUCCAAUGUUUUUAGCAGGCCCAGAUUGGAUCUAGCUAUGAUAACCUUUUCUGGUCCUCCCCGGGUUAUUAUUUUUUAAAAAUCAGUCUUUCUAUAGAUUUUUUUGUUUCUCGGAGUUAUCCUAACUCUCCUGGAGAAAUGUAUCACAGUUUUUAUGCAAUUUGGGGGUUUUAUAGCAAUGUUUUGUGGUUUUACAAGCUAUAGGGAUAAUAAUUAGGUUUUUUAAAAUCUCCUUCCUCUUACCCCUCACUUUGUGUGUGUCUCCUGUUGAUCUGCAGAGCUAUAACUAGGCUAGGGACUGAGCCUUUUUCCUAUGUGUUGCCUCAUGUAUAACGGAAAGGAAAAGGCAAAAUAUGGACUAACUAAAAAUAUACUGGGAAUUUUCUCGCGUAUUCAUUUCAGUGACAUUUUGUUCCAUGUAAGCGUGUUUCGUGCACAGCUGUCAAAGACAGACGUGGAGCAUGCCUUGCAUUACCAUCUUAAGUGGGGAUAACCCUGUUGCCAUUUUCCAGGAUGAUUUGGGGGAAGCUGUGACAGUUAAAGAUAUUUAAAGAUGGUUUUAUAUGUAUAGGGAGAAAAUAAUGUGGUUGCAGCUGUACCUUUUGUUGAGAGAACAGUUUUUUAAAAAUAGAUUCUAUAUUUCAUGGAGUCUGUUCCAUAAACCCUUUUUGCCUCCCACCACCCAGCUAUUUCUCUUUCUGUAUCCUUGCUGGGUGUCUCAGUUCUGCCCUCCCACCCCACCCCCCCAAUCAAUAGUAAUUCCGCUGUUUUCGACAACAAAAGUAUCAACUGAAGUCUAAUCUUGGGAACAUUUUUUUCUUUUGAGAAUGCCAUAAAUGUGCAUAUUGCAUUAGACCCUGAUCUUGUUCUGUGUACUGCUGCCUGUCCCUUGUAAAUACAGCUGGACAUUGUUGUGGAAAUGGGACUCACAAUUAAAUUUUCCUCUGCAAGCCUUCAGCCAAUAAUGUUCAAUUCAAAUAAAUGCCCUACAUCCUGAAAUGCACAGAAAACUGGCACGCGUGUGGACUGGAUUUUUAUAUGUUGCAGCAGUUAUAGAAUUGCAGGAAUGUUGUCCAAAAUCACGCUGAUAAGGAAUGCCUAUCUUAUGAUAUCAAAUUUAAAAUUCCAUUCAUGGAAUGAGCAUGAAUCUAAUACCGUAAUAAAAUGUCAUCUUCCUUUGUAUGGUGAAGUCUAUGAUGAAGUGAAGUCUAUGCCUUUUCUCAGUAGUCUUGCAUUUUUUGGAACAAAGAAGAAGUGUAUUUUCUUGAAUGAAAGUUCUUUUUACCCAUGUGUGGGUGUAUGUGUAAAACAUUCCAUUUAUAACUCCUGCCUUGUUCUGUCCUCAGAAGCUCACAGUGAAAGCGAGCUUUCUCUUGGCUAAUUAGAAGCACUGGCUGACAAAUGGGUUUGGCUCCUUGAGUUUCAUUGCAUUCUGAUAUAGAUAAUCUUGGAUUCUUCUUCCGUAAACUGUUACCUUCCAUGGCAAAAGCUGUUCCUUGGUAAAUGCAAGGCAGUUCAGUAUAGUGCACACUUGCUAGGCUGAAAUCCUGUUCCUUUGUUAACUAAGAGCAAUUCCCACUGGCUGCUUUCCUUAGUAAUGGUUGCACCAAAUGAGAAGGGUGACUGAAACUACCUCAACGAAAGGUACCUCCAGCACAGGGAGAUUUAUCUGGAUCUGUGCCCCCAAAGCAGAUCCUUCUGAUCUGUUUACAGUAGCAGCAGUCAGGGAUUGGCACAGACCUUGUGUAGGUUGUGAGUGCCUGGCAUUCUAUUUGCCCACCCUUGAAAACUUCUCCACCUUGAAGAUUUUUGAAACAAGCAAUUAACUUGCAUUGUUAACUUUCUAAGUUUCCAAACAAGGUAACGUGUCUCUGAACACCUCUCCCAUUGAUCUCAUGGAAUUCUGUGGUCAUCUCACAGUUCCAUAGAUUUAAAGCCAAGUGAGCCAUUUAUGCUGACAAGCAGGAGCGAAUGCUGCAGCCAAGGUGGGGCAUUGCAAUUGAGAUCAAAGUUAAAUGCGAGAAAAAAGUCUCUGAGAACAGGAUCGAGCUUGUGGAAUGACACAGGCAACCUUAGUGUAGGCAGGACUUCCAACUCCACCAGGGCUGAGUUUCCGCAUAUUUUUGGCAUUUCUGUCUAUUCUCUCCACGCCCCUGUCCGUGCAAGCUGCAUCCCUCACAUGCCUUUUUAUACAACUUGUUUAUUUAUGGUUCUGUUGUCCUUUAGUUUAUCCCUAUAUUGUUUUUAUGUAUAUAAUGUAAUUUAUAUAUAUAUGAUGUGAAAAAGUGUCUAUUUAUCCCAAUAAAAUAAGGUAUAUGGAUACUUUGCUGUAAGAUGAUGUUGCUGGUGACAGUGUAUGUUCCAGUUGUGCAUCCUGUCCUGGGGUUGAUUGUGUAACUGUUGGCUAAUAAAGACAAAUAGUACUCAA
Messenger RNA from Sphaerodactylus townsendi, 6566 nucleotides. It is a transcript of the gene SREBF2, whose product is annotated as sterol regulatory element binding transcription factor 2. Gene Ontology annotation, cellular component: nucleus. The coding region runs from base 357 to 3722 and encodes 1121 amino acids. Gene Ontology annotation, molecular function: DNA-binding transcription factor activity, RNA polymerase II-specific; RNA polymerase II cis-regulatory region sequence-specific DNA binding; protein dimerization activity. The record is from RefSeq and is a predicted model, not a curated record. The transcript is spliced from 19 exons. Gene Ontology annotation, biological process: positive regulation of transcription by RNA polymerase II; positive regulation of cholesterol storage. Lineage: Eukaryota; Metazoa; Chordata; Lepidosauria; Squamata; Sphaerodactylidae.